This is a messenger RNA of Cryptomeria japonica (Japanese cedar), 1356 nucleotides long. RefSeq names its product isoeugenol synthase 1. The record is from RefSeq and is a predicted model, not a curated record. Bases 122 to 1120 code for a protein of 332 amino acids. Gene Ontology annotation, molecular function: oxidoreductase activity. The transcript has 5 exons. NCBI's taxonomy places the organism in Eukaryota, Viridiplantae, Streptophyta, Pinopsida, Cupressales, Cupressaceae.
GCCUGUCAAAUUCCAGGCCUGCUCCCACCUUUGAUAUUAUCUCAGUCUGUUAAGAUUUUAGGCAGAGUCAGUGAGCUUUUUCUCCAUCUGCGGACAAACUGACUGAAUUGAAAUCUCCAAGAUGUCAUUAACAGCUGAGAGACAGGAUGGGGGAAAGAACAGGAUAUUGAUCAUUGGAGGCACAGGAUAUCUCGGUAAAUACAUGGCGAAAGCCAGUGUUUCAUUUGGUUACCCCACCUCUAUUCUUGUAAGGCCAGAAUCUCUAGCUCCCCAUUCCUCUAAAGCCGGCAUACUUCAAGAGUUUACACAUAUGGGUAUUAAUAUUCUUCAAGGAUCGCUGGAUGACUACGAAAGCCUGGCUAAUGCGUUUAAACAAGUAGAUAUAAUCAUAUCCACGCUUGCAAUCCCUCAGCAUAUGGAUCAGCUCAAGAUCAUAAGAGCCAUCCAAGAAGUUGGGAAUAUCCAGAGAUUUCUCCCAUCAGAGUUUGGCUGCGAUGUAGGCAGGGUGAAAGGUCUCCCUCCAUUUCAGAGGGUAUGUGAUGAUAAAAAGACAAUCCGUAAGGCUAUUGAAGAAGCAGGGAUUCCUCAUUCCUUUGUUUCUGCCAACUGUUUUGGGGCCUAUUUUGUUGAUUAUCUUCUUCAACCUCGGCGCAAACCACACUUAGAGGAAGCUGUCAUUUAUGGAUUUCAUGACAUUAAAUUUGAAUGUUGUGCAGCGGUUUUCAAUUUAGAGGAUGAUGUUGCAGCUUUUACUAUUAUGGUAGCAAAUGACUCAAGAACUUUAAAUAAGUCAGUGACUUGUAGGCCACCAGGGAACAUUAUUAGCCAGAGUGAGCUUGUAUCGUUGUGGGAGAAGAAAACAGGAACCACUUUGAAGAGAGUUUUCGUAUCAGAAUCUGAGCUAAUCAAAUUGUCAGAGACUCUGCCUCAUCCCGAUAAUGCUCCUGUUUGCGUUUUGCACAAUGUAUUUGUGAAAGGUGACCAGACCAACUACGAAGUAGGAGAAGAAGCGCUUGAGGUUUCAAAGCUCUAUCCCGAUUACAAAUACACUCCAAUAGAAGAGUUUCUUGAGGCAUCAGUCAGUGCUCCCCGCGAUAUAAAACUUACAUCCUUUGCCUAAAGCAAGUUUGGGAAAUUUAUAUUGGUAUAAUUGCCCGACACAAUAUUUUAUCUGUAAUAAAGAAGCAAGAAUCCAACAGAGAUCUUAGGAGAAACCACAGGUAUGUAGGCUCCUCGAUACCUUAGCCCACAAGUAUUGUCAGAAUUCAUGUGAACACCAAACUAAAAAGUACUUUUUAUAUUGUCUAUAUGAAUUCAUGUGACCACCAUGCUAAUAAGUACAUUUUAUAUUGCUUA